AUAAACCUCAGCGUGGCGUGGCGAAGGUGUUAAACGUGAAAAUGGAAAACAAAACAAGGCUAGCGGUAGUUUGGUUUAAUUAUCUGAGAAGUCGCUGUUCUUGGAGAUCGAGGGUAUGAAAACAUGGGAAGCCAUCGAUAUAAGAAACUCUCCACCGAUGAAGUUGAGGAAUCAAGAGAAUCGUUUUUGUCUUUUCUCUUCUUUCAUCAGAUGAGUUAUGUUUUUAAGACAGGCAGUAAGCGAACUUUAGAAGAGAAGGACUUUUUACCUCUUUCAGAGGAACACACCUCUUUCUCAAACACCAAAAAGCUUCAAAAGAAAUGGAACGAUGAAAUUUCAAAGAGUCAAGAAAGUGGUAGAAGACCGAAACUUUGGAAAAGCGUUUUAAAAACUAUUUCUUUUCGGGAAUUGACGAUCAUUAUUUUUGCAGAAGCGUUAAAUUUUCUGAACCGUAUGAUUCAGCCUCUACUUCUUGCAUAUCUGGUCUCGGCACUGUCUUCAGAUGAUCACCACUACACUCUUAUUACGUACGGAGUUGCUAUAGCAAUGGGCCUUAGUCCUUUGAUCGGGUCCUUUGGUUUCCAUCACCGGGCAUAUUGCUGCGGACUGUUCGGCGUAAAAGUCAGUAGCGCUCUAAAAGGUCUUGUUUACAUUAAGACGCUCCUUCUUAGCAAGGAUACCUUGGUAAACGUUUCAACCGGUCGGGUGAUUGACCUUAUAUCAAACGAUGUUCAGAGGAUGGGGGAGGCAGCGUUUUGGUUUUUUCCCUUAGCUUAUGUAUGGCUGGACAUCGUCUUGGCUUCAUUUAUCCUUGCGAUCUUUAUUGGCUGGCAGGCUGUCAUGGGAAUGAUUUUUUUAUGUGUUCUUGUGCCAUAUUACGCCGAACUUUCUAGUAUGAACGCUCUAAUGCGCCAGAGAACCGCAGCGGAGACUGAUGAGAGACUUUCCUUGAUAACUGAAGUGGUUUCUGGGAUCCGUGCUAUUAAAGCAUAUGCGUGGGAAAAUGGUUAUAGGGAGAAAAUACGGAGCAAAAGGAGAAAAGAAAUUGGCAUCAUCCGUAGGAACACUUCAGUCCUGUCCUGUAUUGCAACUCUGGAGUACACUUCUGCACCAAUAGCGACCUUGCUGUCUAUCAUCUCUCUGAUGUUAACUGGUCAGCCCCUCACGCCCAGCAGUGUCUUCCUGAUCCUUUCUUACGUUAAUAUCCUCAAGCGUAGCGUCUGCUCUGAAUUAGCCCAGGGUUUCUUGAAAACGUAUGAAGCGUACGUCUCCCUAAGUAGGAUAGAAGACUAUCUUCUUUUAGAGAACCUGCCUUUAACUCCUCCUUACCGGUUGACCGAGAAGAAAGGGUAUGUAGAAAGAAGCCCAGACAUUCUAGAGAGCCCGAAAAAUAAUUUAGUUGAUUUUACAGAAGCUACAUAUGAUAAAAAUACUAAUAGCCGAAAUGACAGUGAAAGACAGGAAAAUUUGCGUGUGUCGAGUUUAACGCAUGAACAAACGAAAAGGAAGGACACAUUUAUCUUACAAGAUGUGGAAUUCGACACUGUGUUAAAGAGUUUCACAGCGGUCACUGGACCCGUUGGCAGCGGAAAAUCUACCCUUCUUUCGGCAAUCGCUGGCGAGUUGUCAAAUGUGAGUGGAACAAUUUCUUUUAGUGGAACGUUCGUCUAUGUACCCCAGACAGCUUGGGUUUUCUCUGGAACUGUUCGUGAAAAUAUUCUAUUCGGUCAGCCAUACGAUGCAAUCAGGUACGCUAGGACAACUGAGGUGUGCGCCCUUGAUGAAGACAUUCGGAAGUUUCCUAACGAGGACCAAACAUAUGUUGGUGAGCGCGGUGUCACCCUUAGUGGAGGUCAGCGUGCAAGGAUUAGUUUGGCACGGGCAGUAUACUUAGAUGUAGAUUUGUAUUUGUUAGACGAUCCUCUAAGUGCAGUGGAUUUGAAUGUUAGUCAACAUAUCAUGAAAAAUUGCAUCAAGGGACUGCUAGGCAACAAAACACGAUUGAUAGCUGCUCACCAAGAGGAACACUUGAAAGAGGCCGACCAAGUGAUUGCGCUGUAUGAGGGUCGAGUUCUUGGAAAGGGUAAGUUUUUUGAGCUUCAAGAAAGAGGCAUUCUCAAUGGAAGCGAUAGAACUGUGCACCACAAGGUUCCAAAAGAAAUAAAGCUCGAGAGCGGUAACAAUGAAAAGAUCGUAAAGGGAGAGGAUGGAAUGGCACAACUAGUCAAUGAGGAAAAGGAUUUUGAGAUUUCUGAAGAAGAUCGAAACAGUGGAAAUAUGUCAUCCAAGCUGUACUGGAACUACUUUAGAAGCGGGAUUAGUACCUUAUCGAUCUUCGCAACAAUUUGUUUCUUUCUCAUUGCCCAAGGAAUUCUUGUGGCUCCUAAUGUGUGGCUGGCGUUUUUGGUGAAGGAACCACCAGAAGAGCAGGGAUACCAAAGCACACUUAUCAUUUAUGGUUGCUUAGUCAGUGCUUCAGUCGUUUUUGUCUACGUAAGAGCAGCUGUGUUCUUUUUGGUGAGCUUGAGAUGCUCUGAAAGACUUCAUGACAAAAUGGUGGUGGCUUUUCUACAAGCACCGAUGUUGUUUUUUGAUUCAAAUCCCGAGGGUAGAAUUCUCAACAGAUUCUCCAUGGACAUCGGUUGCAUAGACGAAAUACUGCCUCCAAAGUUUCUUCUCUCAAUACAAUUGUUGUUGCUUCUUUUGACCACAUUCAUCUUACCAACUGUCGCAAAUCCCUGGCUUCUGAUUGUAUUUAUCCCGGUUGCUGUCCUGGUCUGUUUUAUCACGAAAUACUACCUAAAGACGUCUAGAGAACUGAAAAGACUAGAGGUAGCAUCUCGUAGUCCAGUCUUGUCUCAUUUAGCGGAGACUAUGAAUGGUCUGGAUACUAUUCGAACAAGAAGGAGGCAGAGAGCUUUCGAGGAUAAGUUUUACAGACAUCAAGAUCUCCACAAUCAGAGAAGUGUUAUGUUUAAACAGGGUGCAAGAUGGCUUGCUGUUCGCCUGAGUCUUCUGUCCUGCCUAUUGGUGAUUGUAGUGGCUAUAGCGUCAAUAUUGAUGUCACAGGACGCUGCUUUUGCAGGACUAUCACUGGCUUACAUCAUCCAGGCUGUUGUCUUAACUCAAAUCACCGUCAGAGAAUUAGCAGAUGUGGAGACUUUUAUGGCGUCAGUCGAACAAGUUAUGGCAUAUACCAAGCUAGAUCCUGAACCUGGGUACAAACAGGAACAACUUCCACCGGCGCAAUGGCCAAACGAAGGAAACAUCACGCUCCAAGACUUUUCACUGACGUACUAUCCUGGAGGUCCUCAAGUGCUGAAGGGCAUCAAUGUGUCCAUCAAAGGUGGUACAAAGAUCGGUGUAGCGGGUCGUACAGGAGCUGGGAAAUCAUCAAUUGUAGCAGGCCUUAUGCGCAUGCCUGACCCAGACGGACAAGUGAUCGUUGAUGGCAUUAAACUGAAAGAUCUCAGCAUUCAAGCAGCUAGAAGAUUCAUAUCCGUCCUUGGCCAGAGCCCCGUCAUCUUUGGUGGCCCUUUGCGGAAAAAUCUUGAUUUCGAAGAGCAAUUCGAAGAUGCUGAUCUGUGGCGUGUGCUAGAGGAUGUCCAGCUGAGAGACUUUGUAGAGAAACUCGAUGGGCGACUGAAUUAUGAGUUGUUAGAACAAGGGUCAAAUAUUAGUGUCGGAGAACGGCAACUGAUUUGUUUGGCCCGUGUGCUGCUUCAACGAAAUCAAAUCGUGAUCCUGGAUGAGCCUACUGCGAACGUGGAUCCAGAUACAGAAAAAACCAUUUGGCAGGUAGUGCGCAAGAUGCUUAAGAAUUCCACAGUCAUCAUUAUAGCACAUCGCCUGCACACUAUCCAGGAUUGUGACAAGAUUCUUGUUUUCCACGAUGGCAAUGUCUCCGAAUAUGACAGUUUGGAUGAGGCCAGCAAGUACCUUGUAUGAAAUUUCCCAAGAUUUGAGCAUAAAUAUGUACGAGCACUUGGCCUUGGACAUUAUCUGCUCCGAGAUGCUAACAGCCUUCCUGGAGCUUCGCUCUUGGAAAACUGUUGACAUCUCGUGAUAGAUAAUGCCAAGGACAAAUCUCUACAUCUCUUUGUCCAAUAAGGCGCAUAAGGCUUUGACAUUCUCUUUCCAUCCAGCCAGCUAAGGACAAAUAAACGAGCAUCUUUUCGU
Molecule: messenger RNA, 4179 nt
Organism: Stylophora pistillata
Lineage: Eukaryota; Metazoa; Cnidaria; Anthozoa; Scleractinia; Pocilloporidae
Product: ATP-binding cassette sub-family C member 4
Biological process (GO): transmembrane transport
Cellular component (GO): membrane
Molecular function (GO): ABC-type transporter activity; ATP binding; ATP hydrolysis activity
Source: RefSeq, a predicted model, not a curated record